Molecule: messenger RNA, 840 nt
Organism: Penicillium maclennaniae
Lineage: Eukaryota; Fungi; Ascomycota; Eurotiomycetes; Eurotiales; Aspergillaceae
Exons: 1
Coding region: 1-840 (279 amino acids)
Source: RefSeq, a predicted model, not a curated record
AUGGGCCACAAAGUCUCGGUCGUCGGCGGUGUCAAGUCGGACAACUUCUAUCAACAAGGCAACGCCAUCAACGAGAUCUGGCUCGGCGACGUCGAACUUAUUUCGCGCCUUCCGUUCGGUGAUUCAGACCUCGAGCAAGCUGGCUGGCCUGCCGGGAGCUGGCCCAAGAUCCCCUGGCAUCAGUUCAUCAUCCCACUCAAACGUGAUCUUCACCCUAUCCCCUACUCAACCAUGUCCCGUAACAGCUCUCGGGACUGCUAUGUGGCGCUUCUGGCAGAGUAUGAAAUGCCUCUUCACUGUCGAGAAACUUUGUGGAACAAGAAUCUGAUCUCGUUCUUGGGCGCGCAUCUCACCGUACUUGGAUUCGUCAUGGCCUUCAUCGCUGCGAAGAAACUAUCUGAAGCCUCCAAAGAAUUAUCUAGGUGGUGGAAAGUUCGCGUACAGGUCAUCCCCCGAGAGCAUCUUCCCAGGAUCGUGAAACGUUUCGUCAGCGUGUAUGCGGGACUCAGUGGUAUGCUUACAAUCAUCGGACUCGUCAGCAUCUUCAUGGGGAUUCCGAUGAUGAGGUACGGUCUACGUGGAAUGAGUGCCAAUAUACUCAUUACCAUGGCUGCGUUUUCAUUACUCAUGAUCGUGAGCAUGUGGUUGAUCCUCAAUUUGAUCUCCCUUCUGAUAAAUUUGAGACGGAUUCUUGCGGCUCUCCAUCGACCAAGGAUUCUUGAGGACUCGGAUGAGAAACCUGGUCCGGCUUUGAAUAUUAUCUCUGCCGACAAGUUCGACGACCGCGACUCAGCUCGGCAUCACUGUCCUGAGUGUGAGAAGCGCUCGCUCUUCGGUUGA